AUGAGCGAAUCUGAGAGUGACACAGAAGAAGCUGAGAACAAUUCUCCAUUGCAUGUCACAUUCUUCUACGGCUCGCAAACUGGGACAGCUGCAGACUAUGCAACAAGUCUCUUCCAGCUUGCUCGACGCUGCCAUGCGCACGCCACACUCGUCAAUCUGGCAGACCCAGAUGCACUGACUCAACUUGCAGAGGCUGAGUUUGCUGUCUUUUGUAUAGCAACUGCUGGUACAGGCGAGCUGCCUACGAGUAUGCAGUCAUUCUGGCAGGUUCUUAUGCGAAGCUCCCUUGACGAUAGUCAGCUUCUGGAAGACUGCUCUUUUGCCAUCUUGGGUCUAGGCGAUACUAAGUAUCCCUUGUUCAAUUAUGCAGCCAAGAAACUCCGUCGAAGGCUUCUCAAACUCGGCGGAGUGGAGGCCAUGGAUCCUGCGUAUGCUGAUGAAAGCGAUCCGGAGCAUGGUCUCGAUACUGCAUUCGGCCCAUGGAAAGACAAGCUCAAGCAGAUCUUUGUUGAUCAAAGCGCUACAGAGCCACUUGACGAUAUGGUUUUCCUUCCCCCGGUCGUCUCAAUUACUGCUGCAGAAGGAGGUGUACAACAUUAUCAAGCACAGCCGCCAGUGCCUGCGCAUAUAUUGCGUAAUCAUCGCUUUACCCCGCAAGAGCACUGGCAAGAUAUUCGCCAGCUCGACUUUUCUAUGCCAGCCUGCAAUAUACUAUCGGAUGGACCAGCGUCCAUUGAGCCUGGCGAUGUUCUUUGCCUCAUGCCGGUCAAUCAAGAUGCCGACGUAGAUCGAUUCUUGACAUUGCUGGGUUGGACAGAAGCAUCUGAUGUGGCUCUCUCGAUUGAGCCUCAAUUAAGCGGCCUCUAUGCACAUGCAGGCCAUCCCAUCACUCUACGCAAGCUGGCCAAGUAUGUUUUGCCAUUGACUGGCGUCCCAAGACCAUCACUCUUCACAGGCCUCAAACACUUUUGCACAAACGAUGACUUUCGGGAAAAGUUCCAAGAGUGGGAAACGCUAGAAGGCAAGGAUGACUAUUACGACUACAUCAAUCGCUCGCGACGGACAUUACUCGAAGCGCUUGAUGACUUUGCCUUUGGCCUUGAAGUGCCAUGGCAGUAUGCACUGGACCUCUUUGGGACCAUGGCCAUCAGAGAGUACUCUAUUGCAGGGGCAACAAAGCAAGAUGAUGAAACUUGGCGUGUCGAGUGUCUCAUUGCCCUCGUGCAGUAUCAAACCCGCAUUCGACAACCUCGGACGGGCGUUGCAAGUCGAUAUAUUCAAACACUCAAGACUGGUAACGAUGUGUCUGCCUUUGUUCGCAAAAACCCAAUGCCACGACCUAGUGCUGAUGAAGCAGUGCUCUGUAUUGGUCCAGGUACAGGUUUCGCACCGCUUCGAUUCUUGCUACAGCAACAAUGGGCGACACCUCGUCGCACUGCUGUACUCUUUGGCUGUCGAGGUCAAGAAGAUGAUAUGACACGUACUCUAAGCUUGUCUGUAAAGGAAGACUUGCAGCAUCUAUGGGUCGCGCAGUCUCGUGCAGGCGAGAAAACUUAUGUACAAUGGCUCAUGCGAGACGACAAGGGCGUUCGCGAGGCUGUGAGGCAGCUACUUGAAGAUGGUGGGCGUGUGUAUCUCAGUGGAUCGAGUGGCAAGAUGCCAGAGGGCGUCAAAGAGGUCAUCUGCGAGAUCAUGGACGAUGCAGAGGCGGUGACUAAGCUUGUCCGUGCUGGUCGCUGGUGGGAGGAAACUUGGUGA
Molecule: messenger RNA, 1758 nt
Organism: Protomyces lactucae-debilis
Lineage: Eukaryota; Fungi; Ascomycota; Taphrinomycetes; Taphrinales; Protomycetaceae
Exons: 1
Coding region: 1-1758 (585 amino acids)
Cellular component (GO): cytosol
Molecular function (GO): FMN binding; flavin adenine dinucleotide binding; oxidoreductase activity
Source: RefSeq, a predicted model, not a curated record